Gadus chalcogrammus (walleye pollock) is the source of this 8656-nucleotide messenger RNA. RefSeq names its product AF4/FMR2 family member 1-like. NCBI's taxonomy places the organism in Eukaryota, Metazoa, Chordata, Actinopteri, Gadiformes, Gadidae. The transcript is spliced from 21 exons. Gene Ontology annotation, biological process: regulation of gene expression. The coding region runs from base 1225 to 5361 and encodes 1378 amino acids. Gene Ontology annotation, cellular component: super elongation complex; nucleus. The record is from RefSeq and is a predicted model, not a curated record.
AUUCCCUAAGGUCUGCCCCGGAGACUCUUCUCCGGAGCUCAUUGGUCGAUCCCCAACACGGUCUCCAGAGGGGGCGUUCUGCCCAACAUCUGUUUUUAGUUUUGACAAUGCCCUGAAAAGCAUUUCUACUAAAAGAUAAGUCGCAAAUGUGGAUGAUGCAGCCUCUUUUAGUCUCGCAUGUAAAUAGUUAGUAGUUUCAUUAGUAAGACCGCAUACAUUCACCAAGAUAUCUACAGCCAUACAAUUGACCACACUAAACUAAACUUGUUUCAACUUGAUAUCGACUUAAAACAGAUAAUGCGUACAGAACCUGACAAAACUGGAUACAACGUAUGUGGGUGUUGCGACAUUCACCAGGCUGUUUGGAGAACAUUGGAAUAGUAUAACGUUUAGUGGGGUUAAACCAUCUUGCUAUGAGUAACUUUGGUCGUAUGAAUUGACACUUAUGGGGUUUAAACUUUAAAGGGCUUGAAUAAUGUUUUGACAGUAAACGAAACUAAAUAGAUUUAUUAUCAGAGUGGUUCUUGAAGCAAUUCAUGUCUAGCACAGUUUAAUUUGAUAAAAUAUCUUGUCAUGCCAUGCACUUUGUUUACAGCCUAAUAAUUCCUCUAAAAUGUAGGCUACAGACUUUCUACAAUGAAAAUACCGAACUAAGAACUCCGGUGGAAAUAAUCUCCGGGAAAAUGACUCUUUUUAUUAAUUACCAAAAUUCUAACAUUUAAGUCUCUGUAACGCAUUUCUUUAAUUUAAUCAGACUCCAUUUACCAAAUGCGAGUGAAAGGCAUUUCCAAAAUAGAACAGCCACAGCUGUACCAUGUCUGCGUUGCGGGGGUACAUGUGCAAACUUUGUACAGUUCCUAUACAAACAACAUAUGAACUACGACACUUUGUCUAUCAAAUUAUAUCCUCUAGAAGCGAUGUUUGUGUUACUUCUGUUUGCAAAAAAACAAACAAAUAUUUAAACGUGAUUAUGAAAAUAUGUUUACAAUUUCAUAACCCAUUUGAAGACAUGAAACUGGCCUCGUCCCCCGGAUGGCUGGAGAAGGUGGAACAGUCCGGCAGCAGGCAGCAGAAGCGAUGAGGGACUCCAGACCCAACGCAGUACACUGCAGCCAAGUAUGAAAGAACACAAUUUUGACAGUAGUUCAAUCAAACAGAUUUGAUUCAGCUGUUAGCGAUGUGACCAACGGCCCGGGUGACACUGCUGUCGGCUGUUUCAAACACAUGACAAACAACUUGGGGGAUGUGAGGCACGCCAUGGCAUCUCAACCCAGCUUGUACAGUGAAGAAAGGAAACUCCUUCGCAUCCAAGCCUGGGAGCAGAGGAACCAGGAGAUCUGCCAGGAGCAGACGGGCCACGCUGAGAAUGUGCCGCUCUUUGGAAAACCCUACAAGACCAGCAAAUGGGAUGAGCUGUCUUGCCGUAUCCAAAAGAUGUUGGGUAGCUAUGAGGACGGGAAGGAUCCCGAUCUGAACUCUGGGAACUUUGUCAAGGACCUCUUGGGCAGCUCUUCUAACCAUGCGUCCAUUAUGGCGACGUUAAACCAACGGCAGCUGACGCCCGCCCACGCCUCCACCAAGCCUUCAUUCCACGGCGGCCCGCGCCCCGCGUCCACGAGCACACCCGCCGAGACGCUCGCCAGGACCCCGCACGGCGCCGAGGCAGCCGCUGGCGCCGCCCCCCGGCCCUCUCCGGGCUACCUCCAGGAGGUGGCCCGCGCCCGCCCCCGGUCCCCCGGGCAACGAGACGACGAGGAGGACCUCCUGGACAUGGAGUACGCCCGCCUCCCCGCGAUGCUGGCGACGCUGUCCCCGCUAGCGGAGAUGGAGUCCCCUCUACAUUCCAGCGACGGCGACCCCUUCGGUCGACCGCGGGACGCGGAUCGCCAGGGGGCCUUCGACCUCGGCGCCGAGUCCCCGCAGCGAUCACUCGUCUCCCCCAUCAGGCCCAUGGAAACGCCGGAGCCCAAACCCCCCACCAAGGGCGGCCCGGCGGGCCCCCAGGCCUUCCCCCCUCCCCUGGCGUCCAAGGCGGCCGGUGUGGUGGUGACCAAGAAGCCCACUGCCUACGUGCGGCCCAUGGACGGGCAGGACCAGGUCAUCAUGGGGUCCCCCGAGCUGAAGCCCUCGCCGGAGCCCUACGAGCCCCUCUCUGACAAGAAGAACAACCACCACCACCACCCCCACCACCACCACAACAACAUCAACAACAACAACAACAACGCCGCCACCCUGUCAAAGAGCCUGCCCCGGACUCUAGAGGUGAGCGCUCGUCUAGGUUUUAAGAAUGCUAAUCCGGCUGUCUUAUACCGCUCCCUGCUGAGGGCCCGGAGGCGCUGGUUACGCAGCGGGCUGCGGCUGCGUAACCAGCCCCAUAUGUGUUUUGGGGGAGAGUUUGGCCUCAUGCUUCCAACGUCUCCUAGCAGUCUCCUCUUGGUGUAUUCCUAUUUCGCGAUCCUACACGGACUCUAUAAUUAUGGAUGCAUGUGUCUGAUUAUAGUAGCAGACUCUUACUUGUGUCCUCUUCCCAUGCUUGUUGUGCAGCCGAGGCCUAAUGACGCCCAGUGUGUGGAAGACAUUCUGAGGGAGAUGACUCACUCCUGGCCUCCUCUCCUCACCACCAUCCAGACGCCCAGUGCCUCCCAAACCCCCAGGUCUCCCCCAGCAGCCAAGGUACCGUGCUGCCGGCCGGCGCAGACUGACUGGUGCUUUCAUUGGCUGCUUGCCAAUACUCACCUCGCCCCACUUCUACCCAAUCAGCUCUGGUUCUUUCCACGGGCUUUGAGAGGAACUGUUUUGAAUCAAGAGGCCUCAUCAACGGAGGGCUGUUCUUCCCCCCCUCCCCAGGUGGUCGAGCGUGUCCAAAUCAAACAUCCAGAACACUAUGAUUCCCCUCCAACAGAAUCUCCAGUUAGCAGCCAGCAGAGUUCUGCAUGCACGGUGGAAGCGGCCCAUUCCAGCGGCGUCGAGUCAGCCAGCUCAAGUGACUCCGAGAGCAGCUCGGCCUCCGAGUCCGAGAACGACUCGGCGAGGCGGCGGCCCCCCCAGCCCCCCCGCGGCAGCAGCCCCGCGGAGGUCAAGACCCCGGCGCCACACGGCGAUUGGCAGUUGGCGAACUGGAUCCGGUCGGGCCAGCAGAACACUGGAGGUGCCGCCCAGACCCCGCCCCACAAAGCACCGCCGCCCCCGCAACCCUCCCAGCGCUCCUCAGGCCCCCGGGACGCAGCGGCAGCGGCGGCGGCGGCCAGCCAGCCCCCCAGGGACUACAAGCCUCAUGUUUCCUCUGACCAGGAGGGGUCGAGCCACAGCCAGGUCGCCAAGCCCCCGCAGUGUCGCGUUCCCCUGAAGCACUCCGCCCCGGCCCGUGCCAAGGCCUCGGACGACGCCGCCGCCGCCACCGCCGGCGGCCGAGUGAAGCCCGCCUGCAAAAAGCACUCUGCCAAACCGGGCAGGACUCUGAGCCCCAAACCCCCCAAGGCCGCCCCCCAGGCGGAGACGACGCGGGCGGGGCCUGCUGAAGACAAGGGCUCCUCCCCCUGCCCCCCCCUGACCUUCACGUACAGGCCCAAGGUGAAGACGAAAACGAAGCGCAGCAGCGGGGGCGGCCCCAAGGCGGAGCGCGCCUCGCUCCCCAGGCAGGAGGACACGUCGACCUGCGUCCCCAACGCGCCGCUCUCCGCCCCGCCCUGUCACUGCGGGAGGUCCCCCGACCGCUGCGUCUGCCCCGCCGCCCCCAGCCCCGGGGGGCCCGACCGGGCGCUCGCCGCCCCGUCGGCGGAGUCGAGCGGCGGCUGCGCCGGCGUCAAGAAGGAGCCCGCCAAGAGACCCCAGGGCGCAAAGAAAGCUCCCAAGACUGUGAAGCCGGAGGCCGUCCAGCCGCCGCCCGGCAAGCCGGCCACGGCCGCCAGGAGCCUGGUGCCGUCCCUGCUGGUGAAGAUCGACCUGAGUCUGCUCUGUAGAGUGCCCAUCGUCUCGGCCGUAGCCCAGGAGACCACCACCCCCCACCACCCCCAUACCACCAACUCCGCCACUAACAACAGCACCACCACCACGGGUACCUCCUCCACCUCGUCCUCCAGCAACAGCAGGGGUAAGGGGGCGUCGGAGACGGGGGGCAAAGGAGGUGACCCAUCCAAGUGGGGUCCGACGAAGAACAAAAGGGGACCGGCUGAAAGCGAUAAGAACCCACCGAAGAAGAGGCAGAAAAUGGAGAAGAAGGCCAAAGUGGUGGAGCUGCUACCAGGUCGAGCCACGGUCAAGUCUGAAAGUUCUGUCAUCGUGGUGAAGGAGGAGAAACGGAAGACAGCCAAGAAGCGAGGCGGGCCCCAGAGCCAGCAGCAGCACUGUAGCGGGCCCAAAGACCACGGCACUGAUGCCCGACACGGCAAGGACGGCAACCCAAAGCACAAGAGCACCAAGAAACACAAGGAGCACGCCAAGACCGGGAAGAAGGGCCCUAAGAGCAUGCUGAGCGUCCAGGCGUCCGCUGAGCCCAGCAGGGGAGGCUCCAGCACCAGACCCAUGCUCCGCUUCGAGGACAGGCUUUAUCCAGUGAAACACUACAUUAAGGAGGCAAAGAAACUCAAGCACAAAGCGGACGCAGAGUCCGAUAAGGUCAGUAAAGCCUUUGGCUAUCUGGAGGCGGCCAUGUUCUUUGCCGAGAGCGGCGUCGCCAUGGAAACGGAGCUGGAGACCUCAAAGUCUCCGUACUCGAUGUACGAAGACACGGUGGAGCUCAUUAAAUUUACACUAAAACAGAAGAAUUCAGGGGACUCUUCCGCCCUCCCUUCUGAAAACGACUUCACAGUGUUAUGUUUGAAGUGCCAGUCCUUCCUGCAGAUGGCCAUGUUCCGAUGUAAACAAAAAGUCGCGUCAAAGUAUUCCAAGACCCUCAAGACCCACUUUAUGAACUGCAAGCCCUCCCUGGACGCUUCCCUCGGCAGUUCAAGAAGCGCGGACGCCGCGUCCCCCCGGUCCUUCGCGGCGUCCCCGGCCCUCGCGGCCCCCGGCAGCACCACCAGCUCCAGCAGUUCGGGCCCCGGCUCCAACCACAGCAGCGGGGGCGGGGAGGGUCCCGCCGCCGCCGCCACCGCCGCCGGCAGCGCCACCUCCAACACCGUGUCCAUCCCCAAGAUCAUCCACCACGUGGCCUUCUCCUACGUCAACAUCACGGCGCUGUUCGUCAGCGCCCACGACCUCUGGGAGAAGGCGGAGGCACUGACGCACAAGAGCAGUGGCGUGCUGUCGGAGCUCAACGCCCACAUGGAGCCCCUGAGCCUGUCCUCCAGUGUGAAGGCCAUGGUGCAGUACACGCGGCAGGCGCUCAACUGGCUGAGGCUGGACGCCCAGAGCCUCAAGUGACCAAGAGCCACAACCGCAGCCCCAACAACUGACAUUGUCCAGCAGGACCCCCCCCCCCCCCCACACACACACACACACACACACACGGAGACACACACAAACACACAGGUUGGUGUAAGCAGUGAGGAUCAAUCCCACCCACCCUGAAACCUGAUUAUCAGUGCCUGGGUUCUCAUCCCCUUGCGGAGGUCUUCCAGUGGUUUUUAUCUUUGGGGGCGAGGGGGGGUUUGGCACCCAUACAAAUAACUGGACGUGCACAGCAAUAAACCCCCCAGUGAAUACCAUGCUGUAAGCCUUCCCAUUCCCCCAGUCUUCACAUCUCUGCUGUUCUCACAUCCUUUAUGACAUUUCCUUUCACCAGCUGGUCUUUCCAAUGCACUUCAACGUAAACGUCCCCGUUUCCAGAUCUAGAUUGACUAGACUAGCCCUGAAUGGUUUCAAAUCCUUACCCUUCCAGCUGCUGACGGUAGCUACUGAGGAGGUAGUCAAUUAGAAUCAUGAUGAUAAUACUACUAAUAAUAAUGAUAAUAAUGCAAAAUGGCUUGAUGCAAAUAGUCUUCAUGGCGGCUGGCUCUCUUCGUUUGAAGUGGCGACCCAGAGCUUCAUGGUAUUAUUCUUUUUCAUCAAGUAAUAUAUUGUUCUUGAAAUUAUUUUUAUAUAUUUUUUAUUUUGAUGAGGGAAACCGAAAAGGUGCGCCUGUGUCUCGUUGAGAGUCAUGAAGAACUAUGGGCUCCAUUCCUGAGCUGCAGCGACGCCCCACAUACAUUUAGAAUUGUGUUUUUAAAACAUUUCUUUUUUCCACCAUGUGAUACAGUGGAAUGCUUUAGUGAUGUUUGGUGUUAACUUAAAAAGGCCCUAACAGUUUAUGGCAAUCUAUAAUUAUUAUCUUUCUUAAUAUUUUCUUUUUAGAGAGAAAUUAAGAACUUCUAUUUUGUCCAAGGCUGUGUUUUUUUCAGUCGUUCAGAGAUUGAUUUGGUUUUGAAAUUAGUGUUCUGCAUUUAAUUUUUUCAAAGUCUGUUUCAUUUAGUACAGCUUUCAUCAAAAUGUGGCAUCAACGUGUGGUAAGAGCUGCUCACUGGGCUCUUAAUGAAUUGUCCGGACCAGUAGGUAGCUUCUGAGUUCUUCUUAACCCCCCCCCCCCCCAGUUACUUGGGACUCCACGUAACCAUGACUACAUGAAAGAGCCAAAUAAAAUGUAAGGAAACUAGCUUCUAAAAAUAUGCUUCAGUUUCAAAAUUCUUGAGUCAUAGUGCAAAAAAAAAAAAGGGGGACAAACACUAACCUUGCAUAUCAGAUCAUAAGUAUUUAAAUCUGCAUUCGCACUCGCCAUCUGUUGGAUUGGAUUGGUUUCAAGAAGUGAACCGUAGUAUUGUCACACUGAAAAGGGCUGGGGUUCCACAGGAACAGAUGUUCCAGCUCAGAGAAACUGUGCCUUACCAGACAAACAGGAAGUGAUGCUGAAUAGGUGGUGGACCACAACGAGGCCCUGUCGUUCAGAGCUCUGUGCGCUCCACAGAACCCGGAUGACGUUCAUGUAUUGCUUUUGCACUUAGAUUGAUGUUAGCUGCAGCCCACUUUAUAUGCAAACAUGAAAAUGUUUUGUAGUGUACGUUUAUAGCUCUCCCUUUCGUUUUAAGAGCAUUUGUGGUUUCACUUUUUUUCUGAAACUGCAUUUAGACUUGUGGUAUUAUUAUUCUGCACAUAAUCACUUAGUUUUAACCAAAGCUGUUUUCAUUUUUUGCACAUUUUUAACCUAAUUUCAAUAGUCUUUGUUCAUGGUUUACUGCUGACUUCCUGGAAUAACAGUCGCAAUUAAAUAUGACUUGCCUUUUUUUGCUAUUGGAGAAAAAGAACAUCACACCGACUUCUCAGGAGGCUUGGAGCAGUGCUUCCAUAGUUGUAGAGCUACGAUUAAUAAUGAAUAUUCCAAGCAUUGAAGCCGCCCCCCUUAAUCAUGACUACUCUUGGCACAUGUUGGAUCAACUCUGUCUUCAGCCAAUUAUUGAUUCGUGAUUAUUGAAAUAUCUAUAAAUAGAUGGAUUGGUCCAAAAACAUAGGAAAGCUGACUCAGUUAUGUUGAAUUGGGAAUUGAUAGAAACUGCUGGCAGCCAGGUAGCGCCUAUAGUAAGAUGAUGAAAGUAUUGCAACUGACAAAACAAACAAAUACACUAGGGACAUUGGCUUAAGGGUUUGUAUUUCUAUCAUGAAGACAUGAAUAACCAAGUCUCCCAUGGCCAACAUAAUCAUUUGUAUAAAAAAAUAAAUCCUUUCUUAUCAACGCUAUGAUUUGCAGGGGCAACAUGUUUUGACCUUGGAUGCUUUUGUUUUGUGAAUAAUGUUAAUGGGUUGCAAUGUACAGUGAUGAAUUAAAGAUUGCAAAACAAAGAAAUCUACCAUCUAAUCUCUCCCUCACAGGCUAUGAUCCAGGACAACUCAACGGUUUGCUUUAGUGGGUAGAAAGGCGUCAGACGAAGGCAAACUACAGAACAGUCAGGGUCUAGCCCUCUAGGUUUUUUUACUACCUCCAUAUAGGACUGAGUGCUGUGUAUGGCUUACAGUGUAGUGGUCAUACAUUGUAGCGCUGUGUGGACCAUUAUUUAUUAAAGAAAACCCCACCCUGACAACUUUUAUCUUUGUUUUAUUAUCCAGUUUUAGAACACUACAAAUGAAUAUCCUAGAAAAAAAAAAGUAAGGUGCUUUCAAACACACUAAUUACUGAUUUGGUACAUUAACACUUUUUUUUUUUUCACUGUCAUUAAAAAGCAAUUCGCCUCGUUGUUUAUGAUUCUGAUUCGUCUGCGAAGUUUGGGUUGGUAAAGGCCGGCUGUAAAAUAAGGACAACACUGAGUGAGUCACUGUGCUUAUCUUUUUGGCUUUACGUCACAGGCACAGCCGCUUCUUAAACUUACCACGUCGACUUUGUCCCGCGCUGUUGUCGUCGGCAGCCGCACGUUCAACCGAACUCCGCGGACUUUGACGAAGUACACGGUCAUGGCUAUCAGGGCGAUCAACGCGGAGGCCCCAACGAUUCCCCCGAUUAUUUGACCGGCCACUGCACGAAGAGGGAACAGGGUGGGGGGAAGGUGAAUGGUUGCCAUGCCAACAGCGAUGCUUCUACCUUGAAACGGAAAAACGUUUUUGGAUUUAGGGAAAACUUACGUGCAGUAGCGGGAGGGAUGGGGGUUUUGGUGGAAUCUCCUCCGUCUUCUCCAUCUGUUGAGGAAACCAACAAAGAACACAUGUUGAACACAUUCUGCUUCACAUUACAUUCUGGUUUUCAGUUAGAUGAGGAAGG